Molecule: messenger RNA, 757 nt
Organism: Onychomys torridus (southern grasshopper mouse)
Lineage: Eukaryota; Metazoa; Chordata; Mammalia; Rodentia; Cricetidae
Gene: Tubb3
Product: tubulin beta 3 class III
Exons: 4
Coding region: 92-757 (221 amino acids)
Biological process (GO): axon guidance; microtubule cytoskeleton organization; mitotic cell cycle
Cellular component (GO): cytoplasm; microtubule
Molecular function (GO): structural constituent of cytoskeleton; GTPase activity; GTP binding
Source: RefSeq, a predicted model, not a curated record
GCUGCCUCUUAUAAGAGGGCGCGGCGGAGGCCACUGAUCCUCCGCAGCCCGCUGUCCGCCUGCUUCUCAACUCGAGCCGUUUGAAGUCAGCAUGAGGGAGAUCGUGCACAUCCAGGCCGGCCAGUGCGGCAACCAGAUAGGGGCCAAGUUCUGGGAGGUCAUCAGUGAUGAGCAUGGCAUAGACCCCAGUGGCAACUACGUGGGGGACUCAGACCUGCAGCUGGAGCGCAUCAGCGUGUACUACAAUGAGGCCUCCUCUCACAAGUAUGUGCCCAGAGCCAUUCUGGUGGACCUGGAACCUGGAACCAUGGAUAGCGUGCGGUCUGGGGCCUUUGGACACCUAUUCAGGCCUGACAACUUUAUCUUUGGUCAGAGUGGCGCUGGCAACAACUGGGCCAAAGGGCACUAUACUGAGGGCGCGGAGCUGGUGGACUCGGUCCUGGAUGUCGUGAGGAAGGAGUGUGAGAACUGUGACUGUCUGCAGGGCUUCCAGCUGACACACUCACUGGGUGGGGGUACAGGCUCGGGCAUGGGCACCCUGCUCAUCAGUAAGGUGCGUGAGGAGUACCCUGACCGCAUCAUGAACACCUUCAGCGUGGUGCCCUCACCCAAAGUGUCGGACACUGUGGUGGAGCCCUACAAUGCCACCCUGUCCAUCCACCAGCUAGUGGAGAACACAGAUGAGACCUACUGUAUCGACAACGAGGCCCUCUAUGACAUCUGCUUCCGUACCCUCAAGUUGGCCACACCCACCUAG